Apiotrichum porosum is the source of this 735-nucleotide messenger RNA. RefSeq lists its product as uncharacterized. The coding region runs from base 1 to 735 and encodes 244 amino acids. NCBI's taxonomy places the organism in Eukaryota, Fungi, Basidiomycota, Tremellomycetes, Trichosporonales, Trichosporonaceae. The record is from RefSeq and is a predicted model, not a curated record. The transcript has 5 exons.
AUGGGUUUCUUCAGCAAGACCGCAGAGGAGAAGGAGGAGAAGAUCCUCAAGGACGAACAGAAGGCCGACGACAAGCACCUGCGUCAGGCGCUCAAGGACGUCGAGAAGGCCAACAAGGCUGAGCUCAAGGCUGCCAAGGAUGAGCACAAUGCCAACGAGGACCUCCAGAAGGCCAUUCGCAAGGUAGACAAGCUUGUUGCCGACAUGAACAAGCUGCAACAUGAGCAUGAGACGGCCGUCUCGGCCCGUGACGCGCUCGAGCGCGACGUGGAGCAGACCCGCCAGGAGCACAUCCGUCUCCAGGGCGAGACCACCGCUGCAAAGGAGCGUCUCGAAGCUACCCAGGCCAAGGUCAACGAAGCCGCCACCACUCGUCACCAGCGCAUUGGCGAACUCACGAGCCCCAAGGCUGCGACCGCCGUCGCCGGCGGUGCGGCUGCUGGAAAUGGCGCGGCUGCGUCCGCCGAGGAGCGCGAGCGCGCGCAGGCCGUCGAGAACCAGACCCCCGUCGUGACCUCGGCCCCCACCGCGCCGUCGCUUCCCGCGCGCACCGCCGAGGCUGCCCCCUCGGUCCCUGCGCCGGCGCCGGCUGCGUCCCACCAAGUCCCCGGUGGCUUCGCCGCGUCCGAGCCCCAGCACAGCAGCGUCGGCGGUAUCCCGGCCAGCUCGGGCAUUGCCGGCGGCGCAGCCGCUCCCACCCCCAUCUUGGCGUCGUCGGGUAUCGCCCAGAGCUAG